GCGAGAGAGAAUUUACAGUUAGCAUGGAUGGAGAAGAGUAAUUCUGUUGAUUAUUGAUGGUGCUUCCUUACAACAAAAGAAACAAAAUGAAGCAACAAACUUCGAUGAGAACCGGAGGUGUGGCUGAAUUGCAUAAGACCUGGACACUAAUUAUGGUGGCGAAUAUGGUAUUUCUCAGGGCUCAGACUGCUCCGUGUAAUUCGAGCCUCGUGACGGGGCCACUUGGUGUAGAAGACCACGCCCUCACUGGACUAUUACCUUAUGGUGGCGACCCACGAACUCAUCCACAGCAUGCUAGGAUUCUUGAUCCAAUAGUGGCUUACUACGCUUAUUUAGGAUCCUACCUUCAGGUACGACUAAGAAAAUCAUCUAUGAUCACAGGGUUUGUAACACAGGGAAGAAGUGGAAAUUAUCAGUUUAUAACUGAAUACAGCGUCCAGUAUAGCGACAAUGGUAUCACGUGGCAAGAUAUCAAGGACAGUACCGGAAACGUGAAGCUAUUUACCGGAAAUAUUGACGAUUGGAAUCUGGCCAAGUCGAUCCUUGAUACCUCAAUCGUCGCUACAUACAUCCGGGUAACCCCUACAACUUGGACCAAUUAUCGGGCUUUUCGUCUUGAAAUCCUAGGAUGUCCCAUUCUCCAGUCUGGACUACACCAGACGUGUUGGAGUGUAAACUACGUCGCAUGGAUCUCCAUUCAUGGUAUAUUCAGCACAAUAAGGACCAACAUGGGCGAGUGUGGAAAGGAGUGUCACGUACGUGAAGCAUGUCAGGCUUUCAUCUUUAACCAUGAAUCUGGUCAAUGUCAAGGUUAUUCUCCUUCGUCUGUUGAGAAUGCAACAGAAGUUGCAACGACUGAUGUACACAACAUGGUUCGAGUGUUUAUGAAGCGGACAGAUUGUGUUUAAGGCCCAGUUCUGCUAGUGUCUUACAUUUUAUCAUUGUUUUUAGUAAAACAUAUGGAAUAUUUGAUCGGUGGUGAAUAAUAGUAUGUUCAUGAAGCUGGGUUCGGAAAGGUUUGCUUCUAGGAAGGAACGCUACAUAUAAACCACAAUUGAUAUGUUGCCAGUGAUUCACUUGGACAAUUAGUUUCUACGACUUUCCCUAGCUCUUGGACUCAACAAUCUUUGAAUAAAACCUCUGCUUCAAGACUUAAGGCAAAAAGGUAUUUUCUAAUAAUUAAUACCUUUAAUA
Mizuhopecten yessoensis (Yesso scallop) is the source of this 1194-nucleotide messenger RNA. RefSeq names its product lactadherin-like. Lineage: Eukaryota; Metazoa; Mollusca; Bivalvia; Pectinida; Pectinidae. The transcript has 6 exons. Bases 57 to 908 code for a protein of 283 amino acids. The record is from RefSeq and is a predicted model, not a curated record.